Cotesia congregata is the source of this 732-nucleotide messenger RNA. Lineage: Eukaryota; Metazoa; Arthropoda; Insecta; Hymenoptera; Braconidae. The record is from the annotation of a GenBank genome assembly.
AUGUCUGAGAGUGAUAAAGAAUUGUUCGUGCGGUCUAAACACAUUGAUAUUAAUAAAGAUGAUGAUGUUUGGGACGACUCUGUGUUAAUUAAGGCUUAUGACCGCGCGAUUAGUUUGGCGAAAGAAGAAGUUGCCAAAGGAUUGAGCAAUGAAACUAAUACUUAUCAGAAAAAAAUUGCUGGGUCAAAUAAAUGGACCGUUGGAUCUCAAUGUCGAGCGAUUUAUUCUGUUGACGGACAACUCUAUGAGGCUACUAUUUUGAAAAUUUUUAAGGACGGGAAAACUUGCUUGGUUAAAUUUUUAGGUUAUGGCAAUACCGAAAAAGUAGAACUUUCUUCUCUCUAUGAAUCUGAAGGCGUAUCCAUGUAUGAAUCGGGAGGCAUGGAAGCUCAGAAAAAUUAUGAUCAAAUGUCUACUUCAGACUCUGCGUCUUGCUCGAAUAUUAGGUACUCAGAAUCUAAUUAUGAGCAGGGAAGAAAUCGGUUCAAGGAAGAAAGGAUGACAUUCGAAACAGCGGACCAUCAUCAGCAGCCGAAUUUUCCGAGCUCGAGUAUGUCUUUCGAGGGGAUUCCACCUCCGCCGCCGAUUCCUUCGCAACUGAUGGACCGGCUUCCUAAAAAUGAGACGGAUGCGCUUUCUAGCAUGCUCAUGUCUUGGUACAUCAGCGGUUUCCAUACUGGAUACUACCAUGGCAUCAAGCAAGCUCAAAAAUCGAAGAAAAAUGAUGGAUGA